AGCCUGCCCUGCUUUAGGAUCCCGAGGACAAACGUGGGCGUUCACGGUGUCACGCUCACAGUCCCGUCACUGACUAGCUACAGCUUAACCCUGGCCUGCAGCUCAUGACCAGCAUCCAGGGGCAGGAUGGUUCUGGACGAAAGCCAGUGGGUCCCUGAGCGCGAAGGCACCGUCUCCUCCAAGCUCCUGCAGAAGGCGGGCGCGGCCCCGUUCGUGCCUGUUGGCAUCGGGGGCUUUGCCAUGGUGGCCGCUUAUGGCCUCUACAGACUGAAGGCCAGAGGAAAGAUGAAGAUGUCUGUGCACCUGAUCCACACCCGCAUGGCUGCCCAAGCCUGCGUGGUUGGAGCCAUCAUGCUGGGUGCAACCUACACGAUGUACCAAGACUACCUGCUGAAACCGGCUGCAGGCAGAGCCCAGAAAUAGACACGAGGAAGCUGCAGCGCUGGAGAUGGAGCAUCGACCACAGUAACUUCCCUUUGCAGAACCUGGCCCUGCAGUCCGGCACUCCUGGGGCUGCUGUUGUGCAUGUAACAAGUCCUGCUUUUCUGGUUUAUAAAGUUACAGUUAAAGGGAGGCUCGGCC
Messenger RNA from Mauremys mutica (yellowpond turtle), 582 nucleotides. It is a transcript of the gene HIGD1B, whose product is annotated as HIG1 hypoxia inducible domain family member 1B. Lineage: Eukaryota; Metazoa; Chordata; Testudines; Geoemydidae. The transcript is spliced from 4 exons. The record is from RefSeq and is a predicted model, not a curated record. Gene Ontology annotation, cellular component: mitochondrion. The coding region runs from base 127 to 423 and encodes 98 amino acids. Gene Ontology annotation, biological process: mitochondrial respirasome assembly.